AUGGCCUCCCGACUCCCCGCUGCAUCCUCCAUCCCCUUACGGACCCCGGAAGAGGAGGUGGAAGUCCCAGUUCCAGAGAGUCACAGCAGCGUCAGCAACCUGAAGAAGUCGACGAGUUUAGGCGAGCUGAAGAGGGAGAGUAGUACCGGCAGUGGGAGCCAGAACAGUGGAGACGACGACAACUAUCCUCAAAAGCAGCAAAACGCAAGAAGAAAGGGCUUAUUUCCCCGGGCCCCGGCCGCAGCAGCAGCAGCUCCCCCAGCGGCGGCAGCUGGAAGGGUCGCCUACCGUCGAAGCAGCAGCAGCAGCAGUGGAGGCACAGCAGCGCUCGCCUCCUCCUGCAGGAGUUGCCGCGGCCCGUCUUCCUCGCGACGACAAUCUCUACGCGAGUCUUGUGCGCUAUCAAGAAGAGAACGACGACAAUACGACAGUGUCCAUGCCGAGCGAUGCUUUGCGUAG
Molecule: messenger RNA, 459 nt
Organism: Seminavis robusta
Lineage: Eukaryota; Bacillariophyta; Bacillariophyceae; Naviculales; Naviculaceae
Source: the annotation of a GenBank genome assembly